GGAAGACGGAGAUAAAUAAAUCCAGAAUUAAGCGCUCGACUGCCAACUAUCCUGUAGAUGAACUCUAUUGAACGUUAUCCUUGAAGGUGGGCCACGGUAGUUGUUAUCGGGCAACGACACCAGAAGAACCAAGAACUGAAGCCAGCGAUGUCUCUCAAGCGCCCCCUGAGCGCGAUAGAGGCAAGUGGAGAUCCGAGUCAAAACGGGAAUCUAUGGCCGGAUGACGACCCGCGCGUGCGUGCGCGACGGGGGCCUGAUCUAGGGACGAUGGAUGCAACGGGCUACAAUGGUACAGGGCUCUCAUAUCAAGAUGAACUCAUGUCUUCAGGUGCCUUUGCUGGAUCGGAUAUUACAUUUGACGAAUCGCUUGACCCGACUUCUACUGCGUUUUUCAAUUCCGGCCAGCAGCAAUUGUUCUUGGGACCCCCGUCUGGGAGCAAUGCGUUCAGCAAUACAUCAUAUGCGUCAACCCCUGUGGGAUUUACAACAGAUGGAGGCGAAAGCACCGAAGUCGAUAUGAGGGAUGUAGAUAUGGCAGAUUCAAACAACGAACUGAUUUGUUACGGGGUGUUAAUCAACGAACGAGUCCGCCUCGUAGGAAAAGGCGCAACAUUACAAGAAAAGAUCGUAAAGCUAAAAGAAAGCAGCUCGCCCAUGGAACUCGGACGGCCCCAAAGCUUCAAGAUCGAGAGGUCCAAUGAGAACGGCCAGCUUUUCCUAACCUUCCCUGACGGGACCAGAUUUGGCUAUUUGAGCAAGAAAAUGACCGACGCCAUGGACGGCCUUUUGGAUGCUCUGUGGUUAGAACUUGAAGCGUUCGCACCGCUCAAUGAGAUCGGGGAUGCUGUACUGCGUGCUGGGAAGGCGGUUGAAGCGAAGUUUCGUGCCAAUGUCAACAUAUAUGGGCUGGAGGCUAGCAGGGACCGUGUAGGGAGCAUGCUCUCGUCGAGUGGGCUGUUUUUCCAGGCUCCUGAGAUUUGGAGACGAGGUGUCCGAUAUGAUAAUCCGCAUAUGCUGCGGAUGGAGGGGAUGGAGGAUAGUGAUGUUGAGGAAGUAGAAGGAGAGGUAGAGGAAGAGGAGGAAGAGGAGGAGGAUAUAGAAGAAGCUUCCGAGAGGGUCGAACCGCCGCCUGAGAUAAACCAGGAUUUCGAAGACACCAUGGCCCAGAUCUUUGGGUCGUUACAGCGCCAGAAUGACCUACAUCGAGUCGAAGGAGGUGACAACCUGAGUAGUAAGCUAUAUGCGCACCAGGAAGAGGCACUGGACUUCAUGAUCCAACGCGAGACUGGGGAUAUCCCGGAGAACUACCGUCUGUGGAGGCCUAAAAUGGUCGAGGGGGAGCAAAUGUUCUGCAAUGUCAUUGUUCCCAAUAUUCACGAGCGAGAGGUACCAGACGAAAGUGGAGGGGGGAUUCUCGCUGACGAGAUGGGAAUGGGAAAGUCACUCACGACGCUGGUUCUGAUAGGAAAGACCAUGAGAGAGGCACGACAGUGGGUUGAGGAAGAGAAAGCCCUACCAGACGCUGCUCUCUCAGAGAAACCCUGUCGAGCAACCCUGGUUAUUGUUCCUUCACGCGUACUGAUUACAACCUGGACCAGAGAAAUUGAACGACACUUAAACGGAUCUCUGGAUUACUUGCUAUAUCAUGGCCGAGGACGCAGCGAAUGCGUAAGCAAAAUCGAAGAGAAAGACAUCGUCAUAACUACAUAUAACACACUGGCAAAAGAGCACAGCGCAAAGCUUCUUGGACAGGGGAAGAGCCCACUGCAUGAAAUAAAAUGGUACAGAAUUGUGCUAGACGAAGCACACUGGAUCCGCCGCCGAGAGACCACCUUCCACAAAGCAGUUAUCGAGCUCACUGCAAAAUCUCGCUGGUGUCUCUCAGGCACUCCAAUUCAAAACAGCCUGGCCGAUCUGGCAUCUCUCCUGACCUUCAUCCAAGUGCGGCCUUUCCAGGCGCAGCGACACUUCCGCUACUGGAUAUCCCAACCAUUUGAAGAGAAGGCACGCAGAGAAAAGGCAAUUCAACGGUUAAAAAGCCUCUUAGAAGCCAUAUGCCUCCAAAGGAAAAUAGAAAAGGCCAAUCUGCCAAAACCACAAGAAGAGACACGGAUAAUUACAUUCACGCCCGAGGAGCGCGAGCAAUACCGACUCACCAACGCAGAUAUGGAGCGUUACUUUGCGCAGCAGCCGAGCGAAUACAAGGAGCGCGCAUCUGCAUUUGGCAUGUUCCAGAUCUUCCUCCAGCUGCGCAGCUUCUGCAAUCAUGGAACGUACCAGCCGCGGUUCUCUUGGGCGAAACGUAACUUCCUGGACGAGGCAGACGAUGUUCGCUCGUUGGCAAGAACGAGUUGGGACCGCUGCUUGGGUUGCAGACAGCCUUUGCCAAUUAUUACGCGGGAACAGCCUCAGUAUGUUGAGAAGUGUGGGCAUGUCCUGUGCGAGGACUGCUGCAAGGGCAGUAACCGUGUACAGGCCGACGGGAGAAAACACUGUCCGCUAUGUGAAUCACUCCGGAGCCCUAAUUCUAAUAACACCCGUGACGGUAGUUCUCUGCAUAAAGAAGGAUACUCCUCCAAGAUGCAAGCCCUUGUUGAAGACGUACAGAAGGAUAUCAGGACGACGCAAAGUAUCAUCUUCUCAUGCUGGACACGAACCCUGGACUUGAUAGAGAGACAUCUGAGGAGAGCAAAAAUCCCAUUUGCUCGUAUCGAUGGUAAAACACCGUCAGGGCCGCGUCAGACUAUACUUGACAAUUUCAACAACACCAGGUCUGUGCCUGUGUUGAUCAUGACAACGGGAACCGGUGCUUUUGGGUUGAAUCUGCAGUCGGUAAAUCGAGUAUUCAUCGUUGAGCCCCAGUGGAACCCCAGCGUAGAAAGCCAGGCCGUUGCUAGGGCUAUCCGUCUGGGUCAGUACCAACAGGUCCGGGUGAUUCGGUAUCGAGUAGAGAAUAGUAUUGAAGAGCGCAUGUACACGCAGCAGGCGAAUAAGCAGACCCUCAGCAAGAUGGAAUUCGGGCGAGAGCUGCUAGCGGGUCAGCAGGAGGAAUCCCAUGAUAUGCCAAUUAUAGAUUAUCCUGUACCACAUGUCCCUAGUGCUGACUGGAAUGUCUGACAUGCACAGUGGAUACUUGCGUUGGUUUCGACUUGAUAUACAUACAUAGUAUUCCUCUAUCUUCUUCGAACUACAUGGUCACUACAAAGUGCAAGGUAGUUUAUAUUCAGGCGACAGGUCUCUGGAUGCCUAAAAUUGCAGUACAUUACAGCCACAAAAGGCUUUCCAGGCAGACUCUCAGUUUGUGUCGUGCCUUGAACAGAGCCUCCGACAGCCUAAAAAUGCGGUACACUGAGCCACACCGUCCGUAAUAGAGUGGACCAUGAUAUCAGGCU
This is a messenger RNA of Aspergillus versicolor CBS 583.65, 3392 nucleotides long. RefSeq lists its product as uncharacterized. The transcript has 11 exons. The coding region runs from base 148 to 3117 and encodes 989 amino acids. Lineage: Eukaryota; Fungi; Ascomycota; Eurotiomycetes; Eurotiales; Aspergillaceae. Gene Ontology annotation, molecular function: ATP-dependent chromatin remodeler activity; ATP binding. The record is from RefSeq and is a predicted model, not a curated record.